AGUAAGCCUCAUACGUCGAAGAACUUUGUCCAUGUAUCAAAUGACUCGCCCUCUCACACUUCAUGUUUUCAACAAAUAAUUAAAUAUUAAUCAAAAUCUAAUAACUAAGCAAUUAAUCAUUAUUUAGCACUAAUCUUUACAUAUAGAGUAGCUCCAUAGAUUUCACACAUACACACAGACCGAUAUGGGGAGUUUGAGAAGAGUCGUAUUCUCCACCGUCUCUCGCAUCCUCAGCUCCAAUCAUUCGCCGCUCCCCAGCCCCCAAUCUCUUCACAGGCCUAUUUGGGGUUCCUUGGCCCGUUUCUACUCCUCAGAUGGAACCGCCCAAUGUCUUAAUAUCGAUCUUUCCAAUGAAGAAAGCAAAAGGCGCUUGUUUAACAGGUUGUUGUAUAGGAGUAAACAGAGGGGGUACCUUGAGCUGGACUUGAUUCUGGGGAAAUGGGUGGAAGCUCACAUUCAUUCUCUUGAUCAAAAUGGAAUUAAAUCCCUAGUUCAUCUCCUUGACCUGGAAAAUCCCGAUCUGUGGAAAUGGCUGACCAGCCAGGAGGAACCCCCUGAGGCAGUGAAAGUAAAUCCAGUAUUUGUGGCUGUGUGGCAAAAGGUGACUAGCAAUCUGGAGAAUCACGCUGCACCUGGAACUCGUGCUAUGCCUGGCCAGUCUUGGGUGAGAGGUUGGGAUGAUUUCAAGAAGGGUCGUGACAGCCCUAUUGCUGGGAACCAGUAGCUUUACAAGCUCAAGAUGUCAUCCACAGCAGAAAACAACUCUAUAUUGUGUGAGGAAUUCUCAUUGCAUAACGAGUAUAAAUAAGGAAUCGAAGUGAACUAGUAUACUGGGAACCUGCUUUGUGAUUGGUGUAGUAAGUAUAAAUCGGCAAGAAUGAUAUUUUGUGUAAGGAGGAUUAGCUAUUAUUGUCUUUACGCCUCAAGAAAAAAUGAAGCUAUUAUUGUCUUUCAUCUUACAUGUAGAUAAUAUAGGAAAUGAAAAGUUAAAAUAAUCGAAGGGAUGGGAUUAUCCCACUGCCCCAUCUUUUGUACGGAUUUAAGAGAGUAGGAUUUUAAGUAUAUGGGUUGUAUAAUUAGUUAUAUGUUUGGAUUGAUUGAUGUAGGUUUGUAUUGGUUGAUUAAUAUAUAGUAAUAUGUUGUUUAUUUA
This is a messenger RNA of Salvia miltiorrhiza (redroot sage), 1150 nucleotides long. Its product is annotated as succinate dehydrogenase assembly factor 2, mitochondrial. The transcript is spliced from 5 exons. The coding region runs from base 185 to 724 and encodes 179 amino acids. The record is from RefSeq and is a predicted model, not a curated record. NCBI's taxonomy places the organism in Eukaryota, Viridiplantae, Streptophyta, Magnoliopsida, Lamiales, Lamiaceae. Gene Ontology annotation, cellular component: mitochondrion. Gene Ontology annotation, biological process: tricarboxylic acid cycle; mitochondrial respiratory chain complex II assembly; protein-FAD linkage.